Suillus paluster is the source of this 978-nucleotide messenger RNA. Its product is annotated as histidine phosphatase superfamily. The annotation marks the transcript as partial. The transcript has 9 exons. Gene Ontology annotation, molecular function: phosphatase activity. Gene Ontology annotation, cellular component: cytoplasm. The record is from RefSeq and is a predicted model, not a curated record. NCBI's taxonomy places the organism in Eukaryota, Fungi, Basidiomycota, Agaricomycetes, Boletales, Suillaceae.
AAAAGUGCGCGUGAUUGCUUAUAGUCUCUGCCGCACCGUGACCCUGGGACUCCUUUGAUCCCACUAGGAUAGACCUAGUAUACGAGGGAAGAUAAUUGUUCCUUUUUAUAGUGAUUCCCCGCGAAAGAUUUCUCCUGAAGUUGGAGUCCUGGUACAGCAAUGUCCCAGCGGUCUUAUGAAGUGGUCGAAGGAUUCUUCGUGCAAGAAGGUGGCGCUCGUCUAGGCGAGGUACUUCCUCCUCGAUUCGGGUUGAAAGACGCUUCUGAUGAUCGAUGGAAGACGUUCAGGGAAAAGAUAGAUCGGCUUAAUACGUCCUCUCCUGCAGAUACGCAGUAUAAGGUGUUUUUCGUGGGCAGACACGGUGAAGGCUUUCACAACGUAGCCGAGGCGAAGUACGGCACACAGGCAUGGAACGACUACUGGUCGAAGAAGAACGGCGAUGGAGAAUUGAUUUGGGGACCGGAUCCGGAAUUGACUGCUCUUGGCAAGGAUCAGGCGAAAUCUGCCCAUGACGCAUGGAAGAAAGAACUCGAGUUCGACAUUCCCCUUCCGGGGAAGCUCUACUGCAGUCCUCUUACGCGAGCCAUCCAUACAAACAUGAUAACAUUUGACUCUGUUAUACCUGAAUCACAGCGCACGAUGAUCAUUGAGAAUCUUAGAGAAGGAAACGGCGUUCAUACCUGUGACAAGCGAAGAACGCGCACUUAUAUCAAACGAUCUUUCCCAGACUUCGACAUCGAAGAAGGGUUCGUAGAGGAAGACGAACUCUGGAACGCUGAAUUGAGGGAGACUCAUGAAGAAAUCGAUACCCGGAUGAGGCGCGUACUCGACAUGAUUUUUGAUAACGACCAGGAACAAUUCAUCUCAUUCACUGCCCAUGGAGGCAUCGUGAGUGCAGUGUUGCGGACCACGAAACACAAACAAUACAUUUUACCCACUGGAGGUUCGUGUUCAAACUCGAUUCGAGGACUCAUGCUU